AUGUCUUUCCUUCAUAAUCAUUCUUGUGAGUGCGUUAAGUCAGAAUUGGAUUUGUUUGCACUACCGUCUACACAAACUAGCAUUGAAAAUGGAUUGUGGAUUCAUUAUAAACCAAUUUCAUCUCUUGGUGAUGAUGGACCUAUCGAGUUUCAAGUUCCUGGGACCGGCGAUGACUACAUAGAUUUGUCUCAUACAUUACUCCACAUAAAGGCAAAAGUAUUAAAUCAAGAUUCAACUAACUUGGUAUCUACUACAAUAGUAGCACCUGUAAAUAAUUGGCUGCAUUCACUUUUUAGUCAACUUGAUGUUUAUUUAAACCAAAAACUUGUAUCACCACCUAAUAAUACCUAUGCAUAUCGAGCAUACAUGGAAACCCUUUUAAACUAUGCCCCUGCUGCUAAACAAUCUCAUCUUACUUGUAGUCUUUGGUAUGAGGAUACAGCAGGAAAAAUGGAUUCUACAGAUGGUAAAAACAUAGGAUUUGUUAAAAGACAGGAAUUGAUUAGUGAAAGUAAGGAAAUAGAAAUGAUUGGUCAUCUUCACGGUGACAUUUUUAACCAAGAUAAAUUUUUAAUUAAUGGUGUUGAAAUGAGUGUUAAAUUGGUUCGAUCAAGAGAGAGUUUUAAUUUAAUUGUUGGGUCAAACGAUGUAAAGUUUAAAGUUUGCAUUACGGACGCAACUCUUAUUGUUCGACGAGCACGAAUUAAUCCAAGUGUAUUACUCGCACAUCAAAAAGUUUUAGCUUCUACCACUGCUAAAUAUCCUAUUACUCGAGCUGAAGUAAAAGUUUUAACAAUUCCUUCGGGUGUUCAAGGAAAAACUCUUGAUAAUAUAUUUUUAGGACAGGUACCGAAAAGAUGUAUAAUUGGAUUUGUGAACAAUUCUGCAUUUAAUGGUUCCCUUACUAAAAAUCCAUUUAACUUUGAAAACUAUGGUAUUAAUUCUUUCAGCUUAUAUAUUGAUGGUCAACAAAUACCUUCAAAAGCUUUGCAACCAUCUUUUAAUAAUAGCAUAUUUACAUCAGCAUAUCAUACUCUAUUCUCGGGAACUGGUAUUCACUUUCUUAAUGAAGGAAAUGGAAUCUCUUGUGAACAGUAUGGCAAAGGUUACUGUCUAUUAGCAUUUGACUUAACUCCUGAUUUAUCAGCUAACUCAUCAACUCAUUGGAAUCUCAUAAAGCAUGGUAGUGUAAGAAUAGAAGUACGAUUUGAAUCCUCAUUAAUACAAACAAUUAACUGUAUAGUUUAUGCUGAGUUUGAUAAUAUUAUUGAGAUAGAUAAAAACAGAAAUGUUACUGUAGACUAUAGUAGUUAA
Molecule: messenger RNA, 1314 nt
Organism: Parnassius mnemosyne (clouded apollo)
Lineage: Eukaryota; Metazoa; Arthropoda; Insecta; Lepidoptera; Papilionidae
Source: the annotation of a GenBank genome assembly